Parastagonospora nodorum SN15 is the source of this 411-nucleotide messenger RNA. RefSeq lists its product as hypothetical. Lineage: Eukaryota; Fungi; Ascomycota; Dothideomycetes; Pleosporales; Phaeosphaeriaceae. The record is from RefSeq and is a predicted model, not a curated record. Bases 1 to 411 code for a protein of 136 amino acids. The transcript is spliced from 3 exons.
AUGGACUCCAUCCCUUCCCAUUUCACAAUUGAGAUCGAUGGCAAGCCAAUCGCGAAAGUCGAUGGCGGCGCUGAAGACCACACCGAAGCAAAGCUGGGAGAGGAGCCAGCAAUCUUCAGUCUCAAGGACAGUCGGCUUCAAUGUGGCGACCGGAUCAUGGGCCGUAAUCUGGCAGAGAAUCGUAGCUUUGGACCUAAGCCAGUGUCAUGGUACAAAGCAAACGCAGAGAAUGAAAAGCGGGUUCAGGCUGUGACCGCCAAGAAGGAGGGGGACGCAUACCAGCUGCUAUUCGCAAAUGCGCCGUUGAUGGUGACUGAUGAAGGGAUGGUCAUGGCUGAUUUAAUGGCAACUGCUCACAAUGACCAAGGAUCGAAAUCUGAGGUCAAGGUGAUCCUCCAGGAGGAGAACUGA